Messenger RNA from Manduca sexta (tobacco hornworm), 1627 nucleotides. RefSeq names its product serine protease persephone-like. The record is from RefSeq and is a predicted model, not a curated record. NCBI's taxonomy places the organism in Eukaryota, Metazoa, Arthropoda, Insecta, Lepidoptera, Sphingidae. Gene Ontology annotation, molecular function: serine-type endopeptidase activity. Gene Ontology annotation, biological process: proteolysis.
GUUGUCAACGGACUCGGGCAAGCCGUAUUGUAUCACUGUCAAAUGUCAACUGCAAAUAGUCAACUGUGCGUCUGGUGUGUUGUGUGUUUUGUGUCUCUUGUGUAUUUUAUAUUUGAAAAGAAAAUACUUUAAGAUCAUUAGGUUUCCUGAUAUACAAAUACAUGGAUCUUCUAACUUUAGAAAUGAUGUCACUAUAUUUUAACCUUUUAUGAACUAAAAUGCAUAAAUAACUGCACUGCGCUCGAAAGUUCACAAAUAAUACCGAACCGGUUUAGACAUCUUAUAAAUUUUUGUUUAGAGUAACAGGAAUUUUGUAGAAAACUUAUUUUUUUAUUCAAGAUGUGGUUAAUGGUGAAUAAUAUAAUACUGUGUUUAUUAAUAACUAAUUCCAUCAUCGCCGAAAACGUUGGUGAUGAAUGUACUCCAAGCUCAAGUACUGGUGAUGGUACAUGUACAUUGGUUUCUGAUUGUCCAGCAGCAAUAAGGGCGAUCAAAAAUAAAAGGUUUCAUGAGUUCCAAAGAUGUGGAUUCGAUGGUUUUCAAGAAAUUGUAUGCUGUCCUCUUACAACAGACAAAUUCGGUGCAACCGAGACUUCACCAAAAGUUGCACAAAGGAUUACUGACAGAGAAUGCAAAACGAUCCUCGCCGGUACGAUACCGCCGCUAGACUUACACAUACUCGGCGGUGAAGAGGCAUCGCUUGGGGAAUUUCCACAUAUGGUGGCGCUUGGCUUCGAUAAUGGUGGCGGUGAAUACAGAUUUGACUGCGGCGGCUCCUUGAUAUCUAACUACUAUGUGUUGACCGCGGCGCACUGCAUCGAUACGGCUGACAGGGAACCGCCAUCUGUAGUGCGAGCGGGAGUCGUUAAUAUUGGGGGUCCUGCGUGGGACGACGAGACAGACUAUCGUGUCGCCGAAACUAUAUUACACCCGAACUACACUCGUCGAGAGAAAUACCAUGACGUGGCGUUGUUGAGGUUAGACAGACCUGUCCAGUUUUCAAGCACUCUAAAUGCUGUGUGCCUCUUCAGUUCAAACGAAAACCCGACAUCUAAACUAACAAUAACCGGAUGGGGAAGAACAAGCAACACUCGAGACAUCAAGAGUACUAAGUUGCUGAAAGCAGAUGUGGUUGUAGUUCCAAGUGACAAAUGCGGUGAAUCAUAUACCAAUUGGCGGAAAUUACCGCACGGAAUCUCACAGGAGAUGAUGUGCGCGGGAGAUCCGAGCGUGCGUGACACGUGUCAGGGCGACUCUGGCGGGCCUCUUCAGCUAAUGGAGAAGGACGGUUUGUAUCGGCUGGUGGGCGUGACGUCAUUCGGGCGCGGCUGCGGUUCGUAUGUACCAGGAGUGUACACGCGUGUCAGCAAUUAUCUAGGCUGGAUAGAAAGUAUUGUUUGGCCUAAUUAAUGUAAUUGUGAUUUCAGUAGAGAAUUAUGGUACAAAAUACUUUACGCGUGCACUUUAUAAUAUACAGGUGAAUUUUUCAGGGUGGGUGUGGAGGGACCAUUCCUACAGGGAAUGGUGAAAAACGGUUAAAAGAGUCUUAAGACUGAUUUAAAGAAAAAAAAAUAUCAUUAUGUAUAUGAAAAAUUUCUUGUCGCAGCCAGUAUUCAAUCCCGGCAAC